Fusarium sp. VM40 is the source of this 423-nucleotide messenger RNA. Lineage: Eukaryota; Fungi; Ascomycota; Sordariomycetes; Hypocreales; Nectriaceae. The record is from the annotation of a GenBank genome assembly.
AUGGCAACUGGCGACUCCAACGAUGACGACACCAACGGCGGCUUCAGCUUCGGCAAUCAACCCUUCACCUGGGUUCUCAUCCCUCUAUUCGUUAUCCUCGUUCUUGGUUUGACCGCAACCAUCAUCCAGAUCAGGCGUCGUCGUCGCCGUCGCGCAAACCAAUGGCCCGGUCCUGGUCCAUCUCCAGGAUCAAGAGCAGCAGGAAUCCGUGGCGGAAACGGCACGACAAACCGGCGAUCGCUGUGGAAUGGUACCAGGUCUCAAGAAGGACUGAAUGAGUUGGGCCAGGCACCGCCGCCGUAUGAUGGGAAGAAGGAAACGCAGGAUCCAUUGGAACUGCGUGAUCUUGAAGCUAGAAGCAGUCCGCCAGAAUAUCCCAAUGAGCCGCCGCCGGCUCUGAUUAGUGAUGGCCGGAGGAACUGA